AUGACCCUCUUUUCUCCACAGCGCCAACACCUUCGCUCCUUACAACUGACCGAAAAGUCCCCAACCACACCACAUGUCCAGUAUCUCAGAGACCAGUAUAGGCCGAAGAAUAGAGUCCUUUCUGGUCUUACUCGGUCCCGACUGGACAAAACAAAUGCAACCUUCUCCCCUCUUUCAGACAGCCGUAAUCUGAUAAAAUUACAUCAGUUUGUCAAUAUGGAUUGUCAACAAGUCAGUCAAGUUGUUAAUGAAGAUGGUUCUAUUAGUCAAGUGAUGGGGUCCACAGAAACAGUGACCAUAAGCUUAGAGGAUGCAGCACAGAUAAUAUUACAAGAACAAGUGAUGGAUGGCACAUUACAGAUUCCACCUGGUACUUAUCAUAUUCUCACUCAAGAUUCAGUGCCAGUAGCAGAGAAUCGGCUGAUUGUGACUGGUGAAGAUGGUAUGCCUGUUAUCAUGCAGUCUGAUGACAGAUUAGGGAAUUUCACUGUGCAAACAGCAGAACCUACGAAUAUCCCAGUGGUUAAUACUGUCGUCUCUGAAGGAUCUUCAAUGGAUCUGUUACGAGUGGAUCAACCUGAGGAAAUGCAUGUACAGAAGAAUGCUCCUAAUACUACAACUGAAACUCACAUGGAGUUACCAACAGACCUAGUAGAACCAGUUUCUGCAGAAACACAGAUGGCUAAUUGUACCACCAGCCAAACCCAGACCUCAGUGGAAGAAAAUAUUACUGAAACAGAUACUCCUAGUGCUGCCAAGGGGGAAGUAGAAGCAACUGCAAUUUCUUUACCUUCCCGUAAACCAGAUUUGUCAUGUCCAAUUGCUGUCACCGAAAGUACUGAAGUUGUCAUCAAUGGCAAGAAAUGUGUAAUGAUGAUGAACCCAGAGACAGGGCAAAUGUGUGCUUAUCCCCUGCUACCUCCAGAAGGAAGACGAAAACGUGGCCGUCCUCGAAAACAGUUUAAGACUGAAGAACUUGGUGCAGAAACAGAUGCCACUGUUCAAGAAGUGGUUGCUACACGGCCUUUGAAUGUUGAAGUGACUCCUUCCAAAACAGACACUGUGACACAGGAAUGGUUAAAUGUACAGACUCCUACAUUGGUUUCAAAUGAGGCUGAGGUCAUGCCAAAUAAUAACAAAAACCUUAUAGCACAAACAGACCAAACUAAUGCUGCUGAAGGCUUACUUGAAUUAUCUGCUGUUGGUCCAGAUGGUGUACGCAGAAGUGGCAGAGUUCGACGGAGGGCUAAAGCUCUUGAAGACUAUGAAAUUCUUGAGAUUUCCAGUGAAGAUGAAGGUGCUGUAGCUCCAGAUGAUGAUGAAGUUACACCUAUGGGUUUAAAAAAAAGAAGAACUACUCCUAAAGAAAAUAAUACAUUGUCUCCUUAUUUGUUAGGGACAGGUGUGAAAAGAGGGCGUGGCCGACCUCGUCGAUAUCCACCAGCUGGUCAGAACAACCUCCCCACACAGAUCCCUGCAGUUAUUAUACCCACUUCCAAUGGACAAACUCUAAUGAUGGCACCAGUUCAAGGAAUACAGAAUCUUCAAGCAUUUCAACAACAAAUGAAGCAGUUACCUGCCUUGGUGCAAAAACCUUCAGAAAACAAUGGAGAAGAAGAAAAUAAUCAAUUGUUGACAGUUUCUGUUAAUUCUCAUACAAUAACAGGAUCUGAACCAAGCAGCAAUCCCAUCUCUACUACCAAUGCAACAACAGAAACUACGCAAGUUACAACAGAAGAUAAUACCCAAACCCAAGUGUCAGUGGCACCCACAGAAACAUCUGCAGUAGAAACACAAAAAGAACAUUCCAAAGAAGCAGAAAUUGUUACUGAUGGAAACAAAUCAAAUUCAGCCACAGAAAUCAAUUCCAAUUCAAACCAACCAACCAUCAUUCAGAUUCCAGAGAAUUUAUUACCAAUGUUUUUGCCAAAGAAAGACCCAAUCAAAAUUGGUCUUAAAGCUUCAGAGAGUGAUUUGGAACGUCUUCGAUGUAGCAAGUGUCAAUUUCAGUCUUACUAUCAACAACAAUUCCAAAAGCAUUUGUUGACCAAUCACACAGAAAGUGUAGAGAAAUGCAAAUGUUGUACUUAUUUAUCUUUGGAUAAAACAGAUUUAUUAAAUCAUUUUAAAGAAAAUCACCCCCGCUGUCUCUGCCAAGUGUGUGGGUUUACAUCUGAACAUGCUUAUGUCCUAAGACGUCACAUGAUGCGCCAUAGUGCUGAUGGCUGCACAUGUGAACUUUGUGGGAAAACAUACAAAGACCAGUAUAUCUUAAAAAUGCAUGUAAAAAUGGUACAUCUUCCUGCAGAAGUCUUGUAUGAAUGUACAGUUUGUGCAAAAAAGUUUACCAGAAAAGCUCAUCUCAAGAGGCAUCUCCGCAUCCAUGAUCCUGAAAAGCCAUACAAAUGUCCCAGCUGUGAUUACAGGGGUUGUGAGCGGUCAGAUAUCUCAAAACAUAUUCUUAUUCAUGAUGAACCAAAACAUAUUUGUGAAGUGUGUGGCAAAGCCUUCCGACAUAUAAAGAACAAAGAGUUACAUGUGAAAAGGCAUAAAGGUCAGCGGGAUUAUAAAUGUGGGGUUUGUGAUUUCUUUGGCUACACAUUCACAGAUAUUCGAAAACACAUCGAACGCAAACAUUCCGAUGUAAAAACUUUAGUAUGUGAUAAAUGUGGACAGACUUUCAGAAAUGAAACUUUAUUAAUUGAGCAUCAAAAGCAAAAGUGUGAUGUGACAAUGAUUGAACAAGCUUUAACUAUAGCAACAUCAUCAGGUACAAGUGAGGCUCGCAUUCAGAUUCCUUCUUCUCUACAAAUUGAUGGUCAACAGAUAACAAUCAGUGACCAGCAAAUUCCUGUUGAUGGUAGCCAAAUGAAUAUUACAGUGGAACAACUUAAUUUAACAGGAGAUCCAGUAGAUGGUAGCUUGUCAUUAGCAGCUGAACAGUUGACAGGAGGAGAAAUUGCAGUUGCUGCUCAAACAGAAGAUCUAGAGGAAGAGGAGGAAGAGGAGGAGGAAGAGGAAGAGGAAGAGGAAGUGCUGGAAGAAGAAGAGAAUCUUACGGGUACAGAAUCUACUCUGAAAACCACUACGACAACAGUAACCACCACACCACAUGUAGUUGAAAUGGUUGACACUGAAUUGCCAGUUGCUAGUCAACAAGAUGGAGAAGGAAAUCAACUUACAAUGGCUGUUCCACUGAAUGAACAAGUGAAAGAAGUAACUGUUUUGGCAGAAGAGAGCAUCCCAAUCACUGAUAGUUCAGAGACAGCCAUUUCAGAAGAUGGUGCCAACUUGAUAAUUAGUUGA
Messenger RNA from Acanthosepion pharaonis, 3306 nucleotides. The record is from the annotation of a GenBank genome assembly. Lineage: Eukaryota; Metazoa; Mollusca; Cephalopoda; Sepiida; Sepiidae.